Messenger RNA from Oncorhynchus mykiss (rainbow trout), 6555 nucleotides. NCBI's taxonomy places the organism in Eukaryota, Metazoa, Chordata, Actinopteri, Salmoniformes, Salmonidae. The record is from RefSeq and is a predicted model, not a curated record.
GUACCUUACCCCACCACAUGGUUGGUGCUGGAACCUAGCGGCAAGGGAAGUUUGCCUCACCAGACUUGGUCAAGUUUUGAAAUCCGAUAGGGGGUAGCAGUAUGGCCAGCCGAUGCGCUGUAAGGCUAAAAAUAACCACCUCCAAUUUAUGCUGUGUGGUUACUGUCUCCAAAAACCAGGCGACCUGAAUGAAAGCGCGUCAAUAAGGACACUUCUCUGAGGCUUCUCUGGACCAAUAAGGUGGCAUGGCUGGCCUGUCGUUCUGUGGCAACAAUGUGACCAAGAAUGCCUACAGUGUGGAUACGGGGAUGUUGAACAAUGGCUGCUUCGUGGACGCCCUCAACCUGGUCCCUCACGUCUUCCUGCUGUUCAUCACCUUCCCUAUCCUCUUCAUUGGCUGGGGCAGUCAGAGCUCUAAGGUUCAGAUCCACCAUAACACCUGGCUCCACUUCCCUGGACACAACCUGCGCUGGAUCCUCACAUUCACUCUGCUGUUUGUCCACGUCUGUGAGAUCGCUGAGGGAAUCGUCUCCAACAAACAGAUGGACACCAAUCACCUCCACCUCUUUAUGCCAGCGUUUAUGGGUUUCAUAGCAGCCACUACAUCUGUGGUGUACUACCACAACAUAGAAACCUCCAACUUCCCCAAACUACUGCUGGCUCUGUUUAUCUACUGGGUUCUGGCGUUCAUCACCAAGUCCAUCAAGCUGUGGAAGUUUGCAGAGUACGGCGUUGGAGUGUUGCACCUGAGGUUCUGUAUCACAGCCCUGCUGGUCGUUCUGUACGGACUCCUCAUGGCUGUAGAGAUCAACGUCAUCAGGGUCAGGAGGUACGUGUUCUUCGCCAACCCCCAGAAGGUAAAGCCUCCAGAGGACCUUCAGGACCUGGGAGUGAGGUUCCUCCAGCCCUUCGUCAACCUCCUCUCCAAGGCCACAUACUGGUGGAUGAACCCCCUGAUUAUAGGAGCCCAUAAAAGACCCAUUGAGCUGAAGAAGAUUGGCAAACUCCCCAUCGCCAUGAGAGCCCUCACCAACUACCUGAAGCUCAAAGACGCCUACGAGGAUCAGAGGCAGAAUGCCGAGGACCCAGAGAAGGCUCCAUCCAUCUGGCGCUCUAUGUACCGGGCGUUUGGCCGACCCAUCCUCCUCAGCAGUACCUUCCGUUACCUGGCGGAUCUGCUGGGCUUCGCCGGGCCGCUCUGCAUCUAUGGCAUCGUCGAACAUCUCAACAAAAAGCCCGUCAAGGAAGGGAGUGUGGUCCCCUAUUUUGAGGUCUACUUCAUGUCAUCCAACGAGCUGCUCCAGAAUACGUCAGUGCUGGCUGUUCUGCUGUUCCUGGCCCUGGUGCUACAGCGGACCUUCCUACAGGCCUCCUACUAUGUCACCAUAGAGACCGGCAUCAACCUCCGUGGAGCCCUGCUGGCGAUGAUCUACAACAAGAUCCUGCGUCUGUCCACCUCUAACAUGUCCAUGGGAGAGAUGACCCUGGGCCAGAUCAACAACCUGGUUGCCAUAGAAACCAACCAGCUCAUGUGGUUCCUCUUCCUGUGUCCCAACCUCUGGGCCAUGCCAGUGCAGAUUGUGAUGGGCGUGAUCUUGCUGUACUACCUGCUGGGGACCAGUGCUCUGAUUGGAGCUUCGGUCAUCGUGCUGCUGGCUCCAGUCCAAUACCUGAUCGCUACCAAGCUGGCUGACACCCAGAAGAGCACCCUGGACCAGUCUACGGAACGUCUGAAGAAAACCACAGAGAUUCUGAAGGGGAUCAAGCUGCUGAAGCUGUACGCCUGGGAGAACAUCUUCUGUGACAGUGUAGAAGAUACCAGGGGCAAAGAGCUCACCAGCCUCCGCACCUUCGCCCUCUACACCUCCAUGUCUAUUUUCAUGAAUGCUGCUAUCCCCAUCGCUGCUGUGCUUGUGACGUUUGUCAGCCACGCCCUGAUCAACAAGUCCAAACCCAGCUCCUCAGAGGCCUUCGCUGCUCUGGCCCUCUUCCACAUCCUGGUUACCCCACUGUUCCUGCUCUCCACCGUGGUCCGCUUCGCAGUCAAGGCCAUGGUCAGCGUCCAGAAGCUGGGUGAGUUCCUGCAGAGCGAUGAGAUUGGCGAUGACAGCUGGAGGAACGGAGACAUGUCUGUGUCCCUAGAGGCCUGUAAGAAACACCCUGGGACGACCAAGGCUAUAAACAGGAAGCAGCCCCUGCUCUACCAGAUGGACAACUAUGAGCAGCCAGCACGCAGACCACUGCGACCUAACGAGACUGAGGACGUGGCUGUCAAGGUGAACGGUGGAUUCUUCACAUGGGGAAGCAACUUGUCAACGUUGUCCGACAUCAACAUCUGCAUUCCAACAGGUCAGCUGACCAUGAUCGUGGGCCAGGUGGGUUGUGGGAAGUCGUCCCUGUUGCUGGCCAUGCUGGGAGAGAUGCAGACCCUCAGUGGAAAGGUCUACUGGAGCAAACUGCCUGUGAGUGAGAUGCUGCACGAGGCCAACAGUUGUUUUGAGACGGAUGGGUCUUUUGAAGAAACCAGGAGCAAGAACAGGUACUCUGUGGGCUACGCUACCCAGAAGUCUUGGCUGCUGAAUGCCACCGUGGAGGAUAACAUCACGUUUGGCAGUCCCUUCAACAAACAGAGAUACAAGACUGUGAUUGAUGCCUGCUCCCUGCAGCCUGAUGUAGACCUCCUGCCCUUCGGAGACCAGACGGAGAUCGGAGAGAGGGGGAUCAACCUGAGUGGAGGCCAGAGACAGAGGAUAUGUGUGGCUCGGGCUCUCUACCAGAACACCAACAUCGUCUUCCUGGAUGACCCGUUCUCAGCGCUGGACAUCCACCUGAGUGACCACCUGAUGCAGGAGGGCAUUCUGAAGUUCCUACAGGAUGAUAAACGCACCGUGGUCCUGGUCACACACAAACUGCAGUACCUCAUCCACGCUGACUGGAUCAUAGCCAUGAAGGAUGGCUCAGUGCUGAGGGAAGGCACUCUGAAGGACAUUCAGACUCAUGAUGUAGAGCUGUAUGAACACUGGAAGACCCUGAUGAACAGACAGGACCAGGAACUAGAGAAGGACACUGAGAUUGAUAACUGUCAGACUGCUCUGGAGAGGAAGACCCUGAGAAGAGCUUUCUACUCCAGAGAGGCCAAGAACCAGGUCGACGAUGACGAAGAAGAGGAGGAAGAGGAGGAGGAAGAGGACGACAACAUGUCGACGACCACCAGUCGGCGCUCUAAGAUCCCGUGGAGGGUGUGCUGGCAGUACCUGUCCUCUGGUGGCUUCCUCAUGGUCUUCCUCAUGGUCUUCUCCAAGCUGCUGAAACACUCCGUCAUGGUCGCCAUCGACUACUGGCUGGCCGAAUGGACUGCUAAUGGCGAUGGCCCAGUUAAUGGGACUGCUUAUGACGAUGGCCCAGUCAAUGGGACUGCUAAUGACGAUGCUAAUGGAUAUGCCCCAGACUUUGGAAAUGUUACAAGAGACUUUGUCAAUGCCUCUGCAGCAGCUGUCUUCUCCAAUCGGACAAACUCAGCGGCUGGUCUGCCUGACUCCUACUAUGUGCCAGUGUUUAUCAUCCUGUGUGGAGCGGGGAUAGCCCUGUGUCUGAUCACCUCUCUGACUGUGGAGUUCCUGGGUCUGUCUGCUGCUACCAACCUGCACCACAACCUGCUCAACAAGAUCAUCCACGCACCUAUCAGAUUCUUUGACGUGACCCCCUUGGGCCAGAUCCUGAACCGUUUCUCAGCUGACACCAACAUCAUAGAUCAGCACAUCCCUCCUACCCUGGAGUCUUUGACCCGCUCCACUCUGCUCUGCCUGUCAGCCAUCGGGGUCAUAGCGUUCGUCACCCCAAGCUUCCUCAUCGCUCUGAUUCCUCUGGCUGUGUCCUUCUACUUUAUACAGAAGUACUUCCGGGUCGCCUCAAAGGACCUUCAGGACUUAGAUGACUCCACCCAGCUUCCUCUGCUCUGCCACUUCUCUGAGACUGCAGAGGGACUCACCACCAUCCGAGCAUUCAGACAUGAAUCUCGAUUCAAGCAGAAGAUGCUGGAGCUGACAGAUACCAACAACACAGCCUACCUGUUCCUCUCUGCUGCCAACCGCUGGUUGGAGGUCAGAACGGACUACUUGGGUGCUGUCAUUGUGUUAACAGCAGCAGUUGCCUCGAUAUGGAGCUCUGGCAAGAACCUUCCCUCGAGCAUGGUGGGGUUAGGCCUGACCUACGCCCUUACAGUGACCAACUACCUGAACUGGGUGGUGAGGAACCUGGCUGACUUAGAGGUCCAGAUGGCUGCUGUCAAGAAGGUCAACAGCUUCCUGAGUACAGAGUCUGAGAACUACGAAGGCUCCAUGGAUACCACCCAGGUCCCCGAGGACUGGCCCCAGCACGGAGAGAUAAAGAUCCAGGAUCUGUGUGUACGUUACGACCCCCUUCUGAAGCCUGUCCUCAAACACGUUAAUGCCUACAUCAACCCCGGACAGAAGGUGGGCAUCUGUGGACGCACAGGAAGUGGAAAGUCCUCCCUCUCUCUGGCCUUCUUCAAUAUGGUCGACGUGUUUGAAGGGCGGAUCAUCAUUGAUGGUAUAGACAUCUGUAAGCUGCCCCUCCAGACCCUGAGGUCUCGUCUGUCCAUCAUCCUCCAGGACCCGGUGCUGUUCAGCGGAUCCAUCCGGUUUAACCUGGACCCAGAGCGUACCUGUACUGAUGACAGACUGUGGGAGGCGCUAGAAAUCGCCCAGCUGAAGAACAUGGUCAAAGCCCUUUCUGGGGGACUAGACGCGGUGGUGACAGAGGGAGGGGAGAACUUCAGUGUGGGUCAGAGGCAGUUGUUCUGUCUGGCCAGAGCCUUCGUCAGGAAGAGCUCCAUCCUCAUUAUGGAUGAAGCCACUGCAUCCAUCGACAUGGCAACGGAGAAUGUCUUACAGAAGGUGGUGAUGACAGCCUUCGCCGACCGAACUGUCGUCACUAUUGCACAUCGUGUCCACACCAUCCUGGAAGCUGACCUGGUGAUCGUGAUGAAGCGAGGGAACAUCUUAGAGAUCGACAAACCAGAGACCCUUCUGGAGAACGAGGACGGCAUGUUCGCUUCCUUCGUCAGGGCUGACAUGUAGGCUCACACACUGUCAGCCGGCACACCAUCAGUCUAUCAAUGAAUCAGCCUCCUCAGUGUUUCCCACAAUGCUUAGGUGGGGCGCAGAGUUCCAGAUAUUAUUACCAUUAUUGACUGAAGCUCAUACUGUAGGUUUUAGACAGGAGCCAGGCCGGUUGACCACCUCCACUUGGUAAUGGUAGGGGAAACACUGCUUCCCAAAGCACCACUGAUGGCCUUCCUGUGUUGAUUAUUGGUAAUGUAUUAGUUAUUGAGUGAUUGAUUGAAUGAGUGACCUAUUAACUUGGUCGUGUAAGAAUCACAAUCGGUCGUUAAAUAUGAUUACAAUUUUACAAAGUUUUACCUAAAUGUUUUAUGUUUAAAUUAUAUAUUUAGUUACUUAUUACUUACUAUAUGAUGUAUGUAUAUGUAUAUAUUUUACACCCUUAUUCAUAGGUAAGCAAUAAGCAGGUAUAGUGUAGUAUUACUACAUUGGUACGAACACUGUAGGGUAUAUCGCUGGAGCAUUUUUAGCCUGGUGACCCUUUGUCUGUCUGAUUUGAUGCGAUGCUGACUGAACCAUGGGACUGUGGACAUUUAGUGGUCACUGACUCCUCUUUGAAAAAGGACAGCUUUCACCCAUUGGGUGUUCUCUAAAGGACUGAAUCUUAAUGUGAAAUGUGCAGGCCUAACUUCAACUCAUACAGAACUUGUGUACUGUAAACCACACAACCACCCAUGUCAAGAUGUAUGUGAAAACUUGGAGUUACGCAUGUUGGUGUUAAGUUAAGAUCCAGCCCUAAAUGAUAAGGGGAGAUUCCGCUUUCUUCUACCAGCCAUAAGCCAGGCCAGCGUUAGUUUCUACCAUACAUGGUGCUGGCUGGUGUAAUUGGUCAGGAAAGUGGUUUCUAUUUUCAGUAUUAAACCUGGUUUCUGGGGAGCUGUGCCACUGUCCCACUGUAGUACCUGAAUAUUUAUAGUUAUUUUGCAUAUCGAACAAUGAUCAUUUUAUAUUGACUUCUUUGUAUUGUAUUAUAGCCUGAAUGACAAACUGAUUAUUGUAAGCUACACUUUGAAGAAUGUCAGUAUCUGUUUUACCGAUAUACUGCUGUGUUGUUUUGUUUGUCAGUGUAAAGCGGUUUCUCAUCUCAAGAAAUUUGUUUUUAAAUCAUUCUUCAUUCUUAUUCAAUCCCAAACUCAUGACCCAGAAUUCCUGCCCUACUUUCCUUACACCCGUGUGGUCUGUUUUCCCACUCAUGUUUUUAACUCAAGACUCCCUCUCUAUAAUCUAUGAAUGGGUAGGCGUCUUCUAGCCUGGUUGAACAAGACUGAACCAUUGUUUCGUUUAGCUUGGAUUCCAGGCUACGUAUCUCCCCUCAACCUCCAUACUCUCCAUUGUAUACAUUAUAAGUGAGUAGCAGCUAAGUAUAUUUAAUGUAGCUUCUGCUGUGGCGGGGGGUCCAUGUAAAGGCCAAAGG